UUGUCAUAUGUAGACUAUAGGGACUACAAUACAUUUAAUCAGAAUGUUUAUAUAUUUUUUUAAAAUUCUGAUUACAAAACUGGAUCGUGACUGUGAAUAAAUAUUAUAAUAUAUCUACUUAAUUGAUCUUUAUAAAUUUUUCGACAAUAUAUUUUGAAAAAAAUCGAACACAUAAGACUAGAAAUUUAGAUACUCAUAUCGAGUAUAUUUAUAGGUUCGAUACUUACUAACUUUACACCGUAUCAACGCCGCAUAAGAGAUGAACAUGUUUUGUUUAACUAAUUGUGUUAAACACUUUUUAAAAAUAUGUUUUCAAAAGAAGUACGUAAUUUUCUCUGCGAUAGUUAUUGUUAGCCAGUUGCUGCAUUCGGUUAACGCGAUAGAAGUAUUAUGGGCUGUAAAUUGCGGAGGAGACGAACACACCGACAUUCACGGAAUUCACUAUCAAGCUGAUCCGUUAGAUAUAGGACACCGCUCCGACUUUGGUAAGAGUCUUAUGAUUCAAAGAGUAGUACCGCAAGAUCAAAUUCUUUAUCAAACUGAACGGUACCACAUCAGCACAUUUGGCUACGAUAUCCCUGUGUACCGCGAUGGUGAUUAUGUGAUUGUAUUAAAAUUCAGUGAAGUCUGGUUUUCAUCACCAAAUCAAAAGGUAUUUGAUGUUGUUUUAAAUGGUGAACAUACUGUUGUUAGUGAACUUGACAUUUUUUCAAGAGUUGGUAGAGGUGUUGCACAUGAUGAAGUAAUUCCUUUUUCGAUAAGAGGAGGAAAACUGAGAGUAAAUGGAGAGACGUCUCAAGUUGAUGGGAAUAAAAUUUCAGUGGAAUUUAUAAAGGGUGAUAUGGAUAACCCCAAAGUAAAUGCCAUAUAUGUUAUGAAGGGUACAAUAGAUGAUGUUCCCAAACUUGCCGCCAUGCCUGGAGCUGAUUUGCCUGAAGAUGAAGAAGAAGAUGAUGAAGAAUCUCAUAGUACAAAGCCCCAAAAAUCCAGAAAACCAUCAGGUCCCAAAAUCAAAGAUCCAUAUGCUGCUGAUGAUACUAGUGCAAUGCUUCUACCUGUAUUUGUGGCCAUAGGAGCUUUUAUUCCAUUGUUAUACUGUCUGUGUAAAUUAUAAACUUGAUUAUUUAAGUAUCAUAUUCAUUACCCAUUCAAUUUGGUGUCUUUCUUAAAGGAUACAUUUUUUUAGACAGUUAAUGCUUAUCGUAACUAAUGUUACUUAGUCUUAAAAUUCUUAUCAAUUGCAUUAAGAUGUGUGGUUUAUAAAUUUGGCAAAGGCUGGGAUGACCCCUAGAUUAUUUGUUUGGGGCUUCCACAUUUUGUUUUCAAACUAAAAUAAAUUCAACUUUUUUCUGGCUUUUCUUUCUACUAGUUAGCUAAAACUUUGAAAUCACAAGCUUGUUUUUUUUAAAUUGUCCAGUAACUGAUGAAUGAGUUGUUUCCCAUGAAAUGUGUGAACAUGAGAUGUCAUUGAUGCCUGCUCCCAACUUAUAAAUGUAACAUUGAUAAUGGUUGAUUAUCUAAAGUCAACAGAGGCAAGUUUCAUCUGAUGUGUCAUGCCUGCUCCCAACUUAUAAAUGUAACAUUGAUAAUGGUUGAUUAUCUAAAGUCAGCAGAGACAAGUUUCAUCUGAUGUGUCAUGCCUGCUCCCAACUUAUAAAUGUAACAUUGAUAAUGGUUGAUUAUCUAAAGUCAGCAGAGACAAGUUUCAUCUGAUGUGUCAUGCCUGCUCCCAACUUAUAAAUGUAACAUUGAUAAUGGUUGAUUAUCUAAAGUCAACAGAGACAAGUUUCAUCUGAUGUGUCAUGGCUGAUCAAGCUAGCAUCUUAGUAGGGGGAAAAUAAUCAGCUACAAAAUUGUGUUUAGCAUCAGAAAUAAAUAAAGCAUGCAUAGGUACCAUUUUGAAAAAAAAAUGAACAAACAUAAAACAAACUUUAAUCAAAACUAAUUGAAAGAAUUGUUACCUUUAUAUAUGUGUUGUAUGUGUGUGUGUGUGUAGGACCUCCCCUAAACAAAUGUCAUCUGCUGUAGCCCAGCUUAAUCUUCACUGUAUUGUUUAAAAAUCAGUUAUUUGUCUGUUUUUAAAAUAUGUAAUGACACCAAUGUGCUGUUAAUAAUUAUCAGUUUUUUUUAAUGACAAAGGAAUGUAUAUCAUUAGUAAUUAGGGAUGUUCCUUCUGAAUCACUAAACUUAACUUUGACUGUAAGUAACCAAUAAAAACAGGGCUCAUAUCCUGAUUGAUGUAUUGAUAACAAUGUUAUUGUUAUCAAUGCUAUUACACCUCCUGCACUAAAUUUGCAAUUAGUGUCAUAUUUUGUGAUUAACUUUGGUUUUUUUUUUUUUUUUUUUAAUUAUUUUUUUGCUUUAAAAUACUAGUUGUAGAUAGCUGUGAAGCUCACAGCAUGUGUGAUAAUAUACUCUUUCACCCCAGAAUUAUUUUCCAGAUUUGCUCUCUUCCCUUUCACACCUUCCAGUAGGCUACACAGCAAAAAAAAAUAUUUUGAAACCUUUUUUUUUUCAUUUAACCAGAAUGAAAAGAAUAAAUGUUUUUAAAAUUGCCAUUUGAGUAAUCUUCACAAAAAAUGUUGUAUAAGGCUGGCAGGCAGGCAGCUUACAGGAAAAUUUAAAAAAUAAAUACAAUUUAAUAUGGCUGCCUAUUCAACACGAUUGAUGAUUGAAAACUUUGAUCCAAUCAGUUCUGGCUUUAUAUAACUAUCUGUGGUGUAACUUGAUUUUAUCACUAGCUUUGGUGUCACCUAAUUAUUAUUUUAUGGAUAAAACAUUUCAGCAGUAAAUAGUGACUUGGUAUCAAGCGAGAUGGGCCGUAAUCCUGCCUUUUAACUCUACAGGUUUUAUCAGAUCAUGGAAAUAACAUUCUUUCCAUACAUGUAAAACUUGUUUAUUAACACUGAGUAGCAAACUGCAAGCAUUCAACUCUACACUGUUGUAAAGGUUGACCCUUAUGAAAUUCUAGCCUAAGUACUCAAAUAUCUGCUUCAUCACUCAAAUAUCUGCUUCAUCAAACUCAAUAACUUGGUAUAUAGAACCAAGACACACUUCUCAAAUUUGCUUUAUAUUACUGCAAUCUUUUUGUUCUUACGUUUUUCUACAAAAGGUUACCAGUAUUUCUAGACUUGACAUAUUUAUGUGGGAUUUUUAAAAAAUCUGACGUGUUUAAUUUGUUGUGCGAAUAGUAUUUAGUAUUUGUUUUCUAAGUAGCAUUUUGAAAUUAAUUUAUGUUCAUUGUUGUUAAAAGUCAUAAUGAAUUUGUUCAAACCCAACAAGUAUGCAUUCUACUUCUACUAUGUAAAAUUAUAAUUUACAUAUCAUGAAAGUGUUCAUUAAAAACACAAAUACACUUUUUAAUUAUUUUAUCUUUAUCAUGUACUUGGAUACACUGCUAUGAGUGCUUAAUGGAAAUUUUUGUUGCAAAAAUUAUUUUAAUCUGUACUUUUUGCCAGGUUUUUUUUUUUAAUUUGCUUUCUGUUCAACUUUUAAUGCAACUGUUUUAAUCACAUACUUGCAAUUAAAAUAUAAAAAUAGACAAAUUUUCAAUUUAUAUUCAUAUACUACAUUUAGGUCUAAAAUUAUAGUUUAAACACUUAUUUUUGAUUUAAUUAGGCAAUUUAAUUAGCUACUAAAAGAUUUUUUUUUUAAAUAUAAAUUUUGCUUCCAUUCUGAAGUUUUUGAAUUUGAAAUAAAAUGUUGCAACUGUUAACCUGGUCCUAUUUGUGGACUGGACAAUCACCAUACCAGCCAAAAGGAAGUAAAAAUAUCUAAAUGCUCCUAGUUUUUCAGUUAUUAAUUGAUAACCUAAAAUGUUUUAAAAUUUCAAUGUAUGUUCUCAGAGUUUCUGCAGCAAUCUUGAUCUAUCACCAUUUCAUCUCCAGCUAUUUAUAGUCUCUCAAUCUUUAAUUAAGUUUGUGUCAUCUGGGGUAUUUAGAGGAAUAUUUUUAGAGAUCUACAUAGUAACUGAUUUUAGAAUAGAUUAAAAAGUAGUCAUUUUUUACCAGACAGCAUUACAAAUUGUUUUCCAAUUAAGAUUUCUGCUUUUCUAACAAUUUAAUUUUUUUUUUUUUUUGGAUAGAAGUAAGAAACACAAAGAUACAACACUGUCAAACAAUUUGGUUAAAUUACAGAGUAUUUUUAGCAAUGAACUUCUUGCCUUUUUUCAACAGUUUGGUUUCAAAUAAUUGAAUUUCCUACACGUCUUACAUCAGUUCAAUGAAAACAGUUGAAUGUUAUGAAAUAGUUUUUUUUAACUUUCAAUUGAACGUGUUCUGUACUGGUUAUUUGCUGCACCAGCUGUAAUCAUUGGAGGGUCUUAACAUGAUCAUAACUCGUGAAAUGGGCUUUUUUUUUGAAAUAUCAAGUCAAUUCUAUUGUAUCUGAUCAAUGAUUAAAAUGUUUCUAAAAUUUCUAAAUUGUGAAUUACAUUCUAUUUAAGCUUUAUAUAUUGAAAAGGGAAUACUUUAUAAUGAUCUUUCUUGGUUUUAUGACUUAAGUUCUUAGCUUUCAGUGAGUCUCAUAUAACACGUUUGAAAAAUUCUGCAUUUCUUUGUCACUUAGUAUAUUGUAAGACCUAAUGGAAUUUCAUUGGAAAUAUAUUUAUUUUAAAUUUAUAAGAAUUAUGGGUGGAAAUUUAUGAUUUUUUUUAACAUCUUCACUUUCGCAAUUUUUCAUUAUAUUACAUUUAAAACAUUUUUUUUUUAAUUUUUGCCUGAAUGCCUUUGGAAACAAAAUAUAAAUUUGAUUUAAUGCCUGACUUCCCUUUAUUUCUGAAAUACAUUAUAAUUACAUU
Physella acuta is the source of this 4798-nucleotide messenger RNA. RefSeq names its product malectin-B. Gene Ontology annotation, molecular function: carbohydrate binding. Gene Ontology annotation, cellular component: membrane. The record is from RefSeq and is a predicted model, not a curated record. Lineage: Eukaryota; Metazoa; Mollusca; Gastropoda; Physidae.